UCUUCACAUGUACCCCAAAAUCUAAAAUGCACUAAAAAAAUAAAAAUAAAAAAAAUAAAUUCCCCCACUCUCCCUUGUACCUACUCCUUGCCCUCUGUCUCAGGGUUAUAGAAGAGCUGCCUGCAGCUAUUCUGCCCCUGGACUCUGCAGAACCUUCCGACUUUUCAGAAGGUUUGUGUCCUUUCCCUAUAGUUUUUCCCAUCUCUCUGACCUAUCCUCCAAAAGAAUCCACUGAGCCUGAUCUAUUUUCAUUGCUAAUGUUCCACUGCUAAAACUGUGUAAGCACCUUCCCUCUAGGUCUGGGCACUAUCACAGAAGAGGUGGGCAUGUGAGAAUGUAAGGGCCGAGUUUGAGGGGUAAAAGUUAACUUAUUGAUGCUAUUUCUUAGAGAAAGAAAAAGAAAUUAGAUCCUCCAAAUGAACGACAGGCACACAGAUGCCUAAACAGCUGGCAAAAUAAGGGACUUUGCUUUCUGGGUCAUUGCAUGUCCCCUUUCUAGCUAUCCCAACCAUAGGAAUUUCCUGCUUCUCACAAAAUUGAAAGAAAAUUACUAAGAGUAUAUCAAGAUAACUGGUUACAAAGCCUCCUGGGUAUAAUGCCCCCAGUUAUGAGAUUUAUGCAGAUAUAUACAAUUUUUUUAAUCAGCCACCUUAGAACAAAUUACUAAAAAGGCAGCAAAAAAACACUGUGGCACAACAGAAAUCUUAAAACUUAAAUGGUUUUAACAGAAUGCUUAUGUUUUGUAUAGCUAGUUGCUGGAAGUAUGUAACAAAACCAUGACAGUAGCUGAAUGCAUAGAGUUGAUAGACAAGUCAACUUUGUUACCUUGUCUUUUGCCUUUUGGUUCUUUACUGUUAUGUUACAACUCUCAGCAUAAUUCUGUAAUUCUUUGCAUUAGCUACACCAAAGUAGCCAUUUCCUGAACCCCAUUUUUUCUUGUCUCUGUGUCUGAGUGCAGUGACUCAUAUAGCCUCAACACAUUGUAUUGCAUGUUCAUUUAACAAAAAUGUAUUAUCUCUAUAUACUUUUAUCAAGCAGAUGCUAGAUAUAUGGUUAGCAUCCCAUAAGUGCUGAUAGACUGAAUGCAUUCACAACCUAAACAGAGAUUAAGUGAGGCAAACAAAUAAAUAACAUACCAUGACAGACUCUGAAAUGGCCAUGCAUACUGGCCAUAAUUGGAACACAAAUGAAGAAACCAUUAUUUGUGUCUGGGUGACCUGAAGGUUUCACAGAAAAGGAGCAUUUUAACAGAGAUAUAAAAAUGAAUUCAAAUUUGUUUAUGCUUCUUUAUGCCUAUGCUGCCUUUCUUGGGGCAUGGAAAGCACAAAUUAGGAUCAAGAAUGAGCCUGAGCUGGGGUGAUCACAGAGAGAGAUAGAGGAGUUUCAGGCCAGAGGUGACCUCCGGGGCGGUGAUGGGAAUAAAAAUGUAAAAGUAGGUUAGGACCAGAAUUGAUUACCCUUUUCAGAUACCUUAGCCUGUAGAAAUCCUAAGAGCUCAAAUGUCACCCCUUAUGAUGCAUUCUCAGAAGUGUCAGAAUUAAUCCGGUUUUCUCUUUGCCAGGAGACAAAAAUUAAAUGUGCAUUACAACAAGCUGUAAAAGAAACAUGUUUCGAGGUCAACGUUGGUUGUUUUCAUAUCAGUUUCCUCCCUGAAGGAGAAGUCAAGGCUGUGUCUGUCUCAUUUCUCACAGUGCCUAACUGAGGAGCUUGGCAUAUGUUUUCUGGGUGUUGAACAAAUGCAGGGAUUGGCUUUUCAUUGCAAGGGAGUGAUACUCAGUCGGAGUUGUUUUGCUGCUCCUCAGACUUACCAGCUCGUUCCCUUCCUGUCCAUCCGUUUUCAUUCAUGUCCCUGUUUCCUAGAAGCUUACAGUUCCUGUGCCAGAGACUGAAGCAGAGCAAUCCUAAUGGCUCAAUUUCACCUUUUUCCUGACUUGCCCAGUGUUUGUUUAUGCUGCAAUCUGCAGUCUUCAGCCUGCCAGCCUGCCACACUGGUUGUCUGCCAUUUGACUGAACCCUCUGUUCCUGCCCUUUGAAAUUUUGAGUUCACCAUAAUUAGCAGGCACCCUGGCAGCUGCUCCUCCCAUGGAAGGUCAGCACUCUCAGAUGAAGCUGACUUUGUUCACCACCUUGGGGCUGGGCUGCUGGAGGCUGGUCACCACAGAACCAGGGACAGCCCUCAUUGGCUGUUGUUUCCUAGUCUUUGCUUUUCCCCUCCCUCGGGGCUGGCCAGCCACACUCCGCAUGGUGGCAUGGCCUGGAGUACCAGGUCAGUUUGUUUAAUCUUUAACUUGUUUAUAGACAGAAUCUAAUAUGGUUUUGCUCUGUGUCCCCACCCAAAUCUCAUCCCGAAUUGUAAUACCCAUAAUUCCCACUUGCUGACGGAGGGAGAGCAGUGGGAGAUGAUUGAAUCAUCAAGUGGUUCCUUCACACUGUUCUCAUUAUACUGAGUUCUCAUGAGAUCUGAUGGUUUUUAUAAAUGUUUGGCAGUUCCUCCUUCACUUUCUGUCUUUACUGCCAUCAUGUGAAAAAGGUACUUGCUUUUCCUUUGCCUUCUGCCAUGUUUGUAAGUUCUCUGAGGCCUCCCCAGCCAUGCUUAACUGUGAGUCAAACAAACCUUUUUCCUUUAUAAAUUACCCAAUUCUGGGUAUUUCUUUAUAGCAGUGUGAAAACUGACUAAUACUGAAUCCCUUUCUUGGGGAUGGACUAGAUGGGGUGAAAAGGCAGAAAGAGUGACAAAGUUCCUACCCAUUAGUAAUGAGUGUGUGACUUGAGGAUGCUUGGGUGUAAAGGGCUCUUUCUUAAUUUGCAAAAUGAGGGUGUUGGCAGCAAGUAUGUUUACAGUUACUUCCCACCUCAUAUUUUUUAUGAUUCUAUGAAUAGAACAAAGGAAGAUGUACUGGCGAAACAAUGAGGUAAUUCACUGUUAGGUUCUUCUAUUAAAAGGUUGAAUUCAGGCAAGCCAUUGCUUUAUAACUGGUGCCUUUCAAACCCAUUGUUAUUUCUGGUUCCCUUCCCCAAAUUAAUUUCUACCUACUUCCCCUGAUACCCACCCCCCCAUCAUUAAAGGCAUAUGCCCAAUUCUUCCUUGGUCUGCAGGGCUGACUAGCUGGGUGGGAGCAAAAGGAGCCAGGGAAUGGGACAGGGAGGUUGAAUCUUUCUCCCAGGGCCAGUGCCUUUCACGUCCAUUUCCAUCUUACUCUAGGCAGCUACCACCAAUUCAGGUGCCUGCUUGAUGUGGGUAUGGAGUGGGGUAAAGUUGACCAUAGUAGCAUACCUAUAUCCAGGUUCCCUUCCAACAAUAAAGGCAUGUAUUUAUACCUCAUGCCAUCAUUCAGUAGUACGUUUUGAACACUACUUGUUUUAGGCACUAUGCUAACAGAAUGGAGCUAUUCAUUCAUUUAUCCAACAAAUAUUUACUUCAUGCCUCAUGGAUAAAUGAAAAAUGAGGCAGAGUCCCUGCCUACUGUGAACCUAGUUUAAACCUCCAGGAGAAGGAGGGAAGCUCCCUUCAUGCCCAGAUCUCUAUUCAUUCUUGAGUCAUAUAUGUGGAUCUGCAUAUCUUUACUGAACCUCCUUGAAGACUGCCUGUGCUCAUCAGAAGUCUUUUGACCCCAGAAGUUUCUCACAGCGAUUUUUCCACACACACACAAAAAAUUGUCUUUAGGCAUUUGAUCAUCUCUCCAAGUUUUCAUGCUUAAGAGAGAUUUCGGCGUCUGGCUCCCACUCUCACAGCCAUUGCAGUACAUUGAGCUCCAUAGAGACAGCGCCAGGGCAAGUGAGAGCCAGACGGGCACUGGGCGACUCUGUGCCUCGUUGAGGAAAAAUAACUAAACAUGGGCAAAGGAGAUCCUAAGAUUUUGCCAAGAGGCAAAAUGUCAUCAUAUGCAUUUCUUGUGCAAACUUGUCAGGAGGAGCAUAAGAAGCAGCAGCCAGAUGCUUCAGAGUUUUCUAAGACGUGCUCAGAGAGGUGGAAGACCAUGUCUGCUAAAGAGAAAGGAAAAUUUGAAGAUAUGGCAAAGGCGGAUAAGGCCCAUUAUGAGAGGGAAAUGAAAACCUAUAUUCCUCCUAAAGGGGAGACAAAAAAGAAGUUCAAGGAUCGCAAUGCACCCAAGAGGCCUCCUUCGGCCUUUUUCCUGUUCUGCUCUGAGUAUCGCCCAAAAAUCAAAGGAGAACACCCUGGCCUGUCCAUUGGUGAUGUUGCAAAGAAACUGGGAGAGAUGUGGAGUAACACUGCUGCAGAUGACAAGCAGCCUUAUGAAAAGAAGGCUGCGAAGCUUAAGGAAAAAUGUGAAAAGGAUAUUGCUGCAUAUCGAGCUAAAGGAAAGCCUGAUGCAGCCAAAAAGGGAGUUGUCAAGGCUGAAAAAAGCAAGAAAAAGAAGGAAGAUGAGGAAGAUGAAGAGGAUGAGGAAGAAGAGGAAGAUGAAGAAGAUGAUGAUGAUGAAUAAGUUGGUUCUAGCGCAGUUUUGUUUUCUUCUCUAUAAAGCAUUGAACCCCCCUGUACACAACUCACUCCUUUUAAAGAAAAAAGUUGAAAUGUAAGGGUGUGUAAGAUUUGUUUUUAAACUGUACAGUGUCUUUUUUUGUAUAGUUAACACACUACCGAAUGUGUCUUUACCACCUGUCCUGGUGGUAUUUUCAAUAGCCACUAACCUUGGCUGGUACAGUAUGGGGGUUGUAAUUUGGCAUGGAAAUUUAAAGCAGGUUCUUCUUGGUGCACAGCACAAAUUAGUUAUAUAUGGGGAUGGUAGUUUUUUCAUUUUCAGUUGUCUCUGAUGCAGCUUAUACAAAAUAAUUGUUCUGUUAACUGAAUACCACUCUGUAAUUGCAAAAUAAAAAAAGUUGCAGCUGUUUUGUUGACAUUCUGAAUGCUUCUAAGUAAAUACAAUUUUUUUUAUUAGUAAAAACAAAAGAGAGAGAGAUUUCAAAACCUCUCUCUCUUCAUAGUCUGGCCACUAAUCUUCUCUGACGAAGAUCAUACCACAGUAUUGGUUUAGUUUGUAUGUUAUUUGUCAGAGAAGAUGACUAAACUGCUGGAAAAUAAUGAGAUAAAGUAAAGGAGUCAGAUCGUUUGUUAAGAAAAAAGAGAACAGGAAGUGCAUACUUAAUAGCCUGUUCAAGGAUUCCUAUCUUCCACCCCUUUAAUGAAGCUCUGUAGAGUGUUGAUUCAUUUAAAAUCAUAUUCAAGAUCUAUGAGAAUGUGUUGCAUAACAACUCCCCCAAAUCAGUGGCCUGAUAGAGUGAAAAUUUAGUAAUCAUGAUUAAAUUGUAACUAUUGCAAUUCUGUAAAU
This is a messenger RNA of Callithrix jacchus (white-tufted-ear marmoset), 5288 nucleotides long. Lineage: Eukaryota; Metazoa; Chordata; Mammalia; Primates; Cebidae. The record is from RefSeq and is a predicted model, not a curated record.